AUGUAUUCGGGUGGCCAUUCCUGUUGUUUGGCGAAUUGCAGCAGUAUUGUCUUUGGAAAAAAACAAAUUGAAACGAGCUUUCAUAGAUUUCCAAAGGAUCAAGCAAGAUGUGCUGUCUGGAUUGAAAAGUGUAAACCAAUUAAUUUACCAACUAUUGACCCUGAUAUUCUGAAUAGGAACCACAGAUUGUGUUCACUUCAUUUUGAAAAUGAAAUGUACGUAAAUGUUGAAAAAACCAGAUUAUUUAAUACAGCAAUACCAACAUUAUUUAAAAAUGAUUGUGUCGUUACAGAAGAAACAUCAGAUCAUGUUGAUGUUCCAUCUGAAUUUUUGGAAGAUAACAUCCAAACUGAAAAUGUUAUAAUUGACAACCCGCCUAAAUGUUCAACUCCUGUGUCAUCUACUCUUAAUACUACAUCAGUUUCGAGUUGUACAUCAGUAGAAUCGUUUUCCAUAAGUAUUCAAACUCCGAACUCAUUAUCUGCCAAAACUCCAAGGAAACGAGUACUUCAGGAACGACUUUCCAAUGCUUUGUGUUCAAUCAAGGAACUAGAACAACAACUAGAGCAGACUACAACAGUUGAACAUUGUAUCAAAAUGUGUAAACAAUAUUUAUCGCCAUCAGUCUACCUUCUAGUUAAAAAUAAUAUUGUAAACAAAGAUAGGUCAAAAAGUGGACAACGGUAUUCUAAACAAAUUAAACAAUUUGCUUUAACUGUAUAUUUUCUAAGCCCUAUGGUAUUUAAUUUUCUUCAAAAAUCUUUUUCUCUUCCUUCUAUUUGCACUUUAAAAAGAGUAACUUCACAAUACGAUUUAAAACCUGGCUUAAAUGAUUUCCUAUUUCACUUUUUAGAAUUUAAAAUGAGUAGUUUUCAUCCUGAUGCUUUGGACUGUUUUUUAAGCGCUGAUGAGAUGUCAAUAAAACAAAAUUUAUUUUAUAACGUUAGCAAAGAUGAAAUAAUUGGUUUUAAUCAAUCAAAUUCUUUUCGAACAUAUGAACCUGCAAAAUACGCUCUUGUCCUUAUGCUUAGAGGAAUCAAAUAUAACUGGAAACAACCUAUUGCCUAUUACCUUGUUUCGAAUAGCUGUUCUGGGCCAGAUCUUAAUUCAAUUAUUUUUUCAACGAUUCGCCGAUUACGAAAUAUAAAUCUUAAUGUUAAAUGCUUCAUUACUGAUCAAGGGUCAAAUUUCAUUCGCUUUUCAAAUACUAAUAAUGUUUCUCCAAAGGAACCAUUUUUUGAAGUUGAUGGACAGCCUGUUAUAUAUAUGUUUGAUCCCCCUCACCUACUUAAAUCGACACGUAACAUGUUUUUUAAACAUUUGUUGAAAAUUAAUGAAGAUUUAGUAGACAAAAAACAUUUAGAUAUUUUUUACAAUUAUGAUAGUAAAUGCAACCUCCGUAUGGCACCUAAAUUAACAUAUUUACAUAUUCAUCCCGGUCCUUUCGAUAAAAUGAAAGUUAGGUUAGCAGCUCAAGUUUUUAGUGCUACUGUUGCAGCUGGUAUGUCCACAGCAUUAAAUGGUAAUUUGUUACCCAUAGAUUGUCAAAAAACAAUACAUUUUAUAAAUGACAUGGAUAAAUUGUUUGACAUAUUUAAUUCUAGAGAAACUCCUAAUGGUAAAAUUUUUAAUAGGCCCUUUAAUAAUGAAUCACCUCAGUUGGAUCAUCUAAUAAAAAUGACUGAAAUGUUUAAAAACCUUAAAGUUAUAAACAAAACAAAUGAUACUGAUGUUACUAAUAGGAUAAAUUUUAUUAAUGGUUGGUUAGUCUCUAUUAGUGCACUGCAAAUGCUAUGGAAAUCUUUAAAUUCUGACCCAAACCAACCAUAUGCUAUUUCUACAGGCCGUGUGAAUCAAGAUGGUAUUGAGAAUUUAAUUGGGGUGUUUAGACAGCAACACGGUAACAGUACAAAUCCUACACCUGUCCAAUUUAUUCAAUCUUUUAAAAAAAUAUUUUGCCUUCAGUAUUUUAAACAUUCCCCAGGAGCUAACUGUCUAGAAGACUUCGAUCAAAUACUUACUCAUGUCAGCGAACAACCAAGUUCUAAUAAAAUAAACCAGUUAUUUGCUGCAGAAGAACAAAAUCAUCUUUUUAAUUUUAAAUCAAUUAAAAUUGGUACUGUUGACUACAGGAAAUUAAACAUUCCGGAGAGAAAUGCUUACACAUAUGUGUGUGGAUACUUUAUGAAGAAAUGUCUGGAGAAACAUGUAUGCCAGGUUUGUAUAGAGUAUGCAAAUCAUCAAAAAACAUUGGAUCAGUCCUUUCUCUUAGCUUUCUUCAAAUCUUAUUCUGCAAAUGACUCUACCAAUUUUGGUAAGCUAUUUAUGCCGCACGAUGAAUUCUAUAAUUAUGUUAUUAAAUUAGAAGAUAUUUUUGUUGAUAACUUUUCUUCUAUUGCAAUUAAUGAUAAUAUCGGGUCCACAAUGAAAGAUCUACUUUGUAAUGUACGUUUUAGUCAUCCUUGUGAAUUAUUUAACAAACAAUUUUUAAUGGAUUUAUUUAUACGUUUUAGAAUUUUUACUGCAAUUAGAUUUUUAAAUAGGUCUAUGAUGUCUGAAACAAAACGAAAAAAUAGAAAACUAUCUAUUUUGAAACAUUUGUAA
Macrosiphum euphorbiae (potato aphid) is the source of this 2604-nucleotide messenger RNA. The record is from the annotation of a GenBank genome assembly. Lineage: Eukaryota; Metazoa; Arthropoda; Insecta; Hemiptera; Aphididae.